AUGAGAGUUGAAGCCACGCCUGUCCCGGUGCCGUUAAGGGUAGAAAGCCUGGCGGGCAGUGGCAUCGUGACAAUUCCAGCUGAGUAUAUCCGGCCAGAGGAGGAGCGCGCCACUCUUGGCGACGCACUAGACGCCGCCAAAAAUCUGGACGCUGGGCCGCAGAUUCCGACGGUGGAUCUCGCCGGCUUCCUGUCUGGUGAUGAAGAGACGAGGCGCAGGUGCGUGGAGGCCGUCCAGGAAGCGGCGUCGAACUGGGGAGUGAUGCAUAUUGUCAACCACGGCAUCCCGCUAGAGCUGAUCAAGCGCAUGCAGGAGGCCGGGGAGAAAUUCUUCUCGCUGCCCAUGGAGGAGAAGGAGCGUUACGCCAAUGACCAGUCGUCGGGGAACAUCCAGGGCUAUGGUAGCAAGCUGGCCAACAAUGCCAGCGGCCAGCUCGAGUGGCAGGACUACUUCUUCCACCUCGUCUACCCAGAGGACAAGGCCAACUACUCCAUCUGGCCCAAGGAACCUGCCAACUACAUGUAAGCAUCAGUCCAGCCUCCUCAUCUCCCGGUCUCCACCUCAAUGAGCAUGUGCCUGUGUGUGUGUGUGUGUGUGUGUCUCUCUCUCUCUCUCUCUCUCUCUCACCUGCUCUCUAUUUCUCACUCAUACGCACACAGGCGUAAACAUACGGCCCAAGUUUACUCCAGCUCUCUGAUUCUGACCUAUUUAUUUUGACGUCUGCAGUGAGGAAACGCAAGAGUUCGCACGGCAGCUUCGGGCGGUUGCAAGCAAUAUGUUGGCUAUGCUGUCUAUGGGGCUCAAGCUGGACGAAGGAAAGCUGGAGGAGGAAGUUGGUGGUCUUAGUGAUCUUCUACUGCAGAUGAAGAUCAACUAUUACCCACGGUGCCCACAGCCGGACCUGGCCGUGGGCGUGGAGGCCCACACAGACAUCAGUGCCCUCAGCUUCAUCUUGCACAACAUGGUUCCCGGGCUGCAGGUCUACUACGAGGGCGAGUGGGUGACGGCCCGAUGCGUCCCCGAGUCCAUCAUUAUGCACGUCGGGGACGUCAUCGAGAUCCUCAGCAACGGGAAGUACAAGAGCAUCUUGCAUCGUGGCCUUGUAAACAAGGAGAAGAUUCGCAUUUCCUGGGCCGUCUUCUGCGAGCCACCACGCGAGAAGAUUGUCCUGAAGCCCCUACCCGAGCUCGUCGGGGAGGGCUCCCCGGCCAAGUUCCCGCCUCGCACCUUUGCCCAGCACAUUGAGCACAAACUCUUCCGGAAGGCCCGUGGCGAUUUCUCCACCUCCAACUAG
Molecule: messenger RNA, 1294 nt
Organism: Spirodela intermedia
Lineage: Eukaryota; Viridiplantae; Streptophyta; Magnoliopsida; Alismatales; Araceae
Source: the annotation of a GenBank genome assembly